AUGUACUUCGCCGACUACGCCGCCCUCCGCGACGGCGUCGUCAUGUACACGCUGCCGCUCACGGGCGCGCCGCCGCGUCCCGAGCCGCGGCGCGCGAUCGCGACGCCGACGCCGACGCCCGCAGGCUUCGCCCAGGCCGUCGUGGCGACAAGGACCUUCUGGUUCCUGCCCAAGAAGCAGAGGGAUCCCGGCUAUUACACGGACAAGUCGACGAUGAGCUGGAGCUUCAUCGCCGAGAACCAGUACUUCGCCGGCCUGUUGCUCUUCCAGUGCGUCUACAUGACCGGGCGCGCGCGCGCGCUCCUCGCGGGCUCCGCGGCGGGCAACGCCGUCGAGGCGGUCAUGGUCGCGCUGCCCUACGUUGUCGUCCGCCCCUGCUUCCCGAAGACGAGCUUCCGCGACUCGCUCCGCGGCGGCGACGGCCGCAAGGGCAACGUGUCGGCGCGCAACGCGACCUUCUUCCGCGUCCAGACCUGGGUCACGAAAACUUUCUACGUCUUCGCGAAGCACUUCAUCGGCUACUUCCUCAACUACGCGCGGUUCCUCGACCGCCUCGACGCGGCGGAGAUCCGCCACGUCCACCUCAUGCUCGUCUUCUCCUGCUUCGCCACGACCAUCUCCAUGUUCCUCCACACGCUCAAGUUCAAGGGCUACAUGGGGCCGCGGACCGCGUUCCUCGUCUACCAGGCGUCCUACCUCGCGACCUUCUACUCCUGGUACAAGCUCGCACCGACGGUCGCCAAGUCGCCGGACCUCGUCGCCGCGACGCUCGCCGGCGUCGCCGUCAACUUCAUGGGCCGCAACGCCAUCCGCGCCUACCAGGCCGCCGUCGCCGUCGCCCUCUUCGCCCGCCGCGCCGGCGCCCUCGGCAUGACAUCUCCGAUCGAUGGGCAGCCCGCGUUACUGCGCUUCGCGCUGCUGUGCUUGGCGACGGCGCCGGACCCGCGCGCGACGGCAGACGCGUCCUGCCUCGCCGCGGCGGUCGGCGGGCUCGUCGCGGUGAACGCGACGACGGGCCGCUGCGCGCCGGACGUGUGCCGCGGCUCCGCGUCCGACGUGCUCGACCUCUUCCGCGAGACGCGGCGGCCGACGGCCGCGGAGGCCGCGGCGUACGCGGCGCCGCGCGGCGGCCGCUACUGCGACCACCGGCCGACGAGCAGCGGCGACGCGCCGUGGCGGCCCGGGGCCGUCCCGGCGUCCAUCGCCUGCGCGGGCCUCUACGACGCGGCGGCUGCGCG
This is a messenger RNA of Aureococcus anophagefferens, 1238 nucleotides long. RefSeq lists its product as hypothetical. The record is from RefSeq and is a predicted model, not a curated record. Lineage: Eukaryota; Pelagophyceae; Pelagomonadales; Pelagomonadaceae. The annotation marks the transcript as partial. The transcript is spliced from 3 exons.